UGUCUGGCGUUUCUUUACAACCCUGGCCGCAGUUUGGCUUGUGCAAAUUUUUAUGAAAAAGAAAAAGAAGAAGGGCUUGGGAAUUUAAAUUAAACUUGUGCGUCUAUUUUGUACAAACAAAGCGGCCAAAUUCUCAAUUGAAGCCAUGGAUGCCACAGCUCCAGCCAUAGCAUCGCAUGCUCCAAGCGAGACAAAAUUACAAAUACUACAACAACCCCCGGCGACCGCGGCGGCCGCUGCGGCAAAUGAAAAUGGUGUACAAACAACAGCAGCAAAAAAAUCGGAAACACAAACAGCAAAUUUAGUUGGAAGUGGAACUGCUGGGCCUGUGACUGGAGCUUCUUCUGCAAUGCAUUCCAAUGUUGAGGCUGGAGGAGAAAAAGCGCAAGAGGCGCAGAAAAAUGCGAAACUAAAAACAGAGCUAGCGCCCACUGAAAAGGUAUUGAUUACCAUAUGCAGUGCGGACCGCAAGAAUAAAAAGACCUUCAUGUCCUUGCCCAGCCGCAAGGAUGUGAUUGAAAAAGCACACAAAUUUGGACUAUCGGGCAGCACAAUUGUGCUGGAGAGUAAUGGCUGUGAGAUCUGCGAGGAUGAAGUGCUACUCUUUGCAGCCAAAGAAAAAAUCUUGUUAAUGCUGCUCGCCGAAAGCGACGAAUAUGUCAUAUUACCUCCACCCUCGCCAUUGAAUCGAUCUGAACGCGCUGGCAGCUCCAUUGAUCCCAGCUUUGUUUCGAAUGCCAACGAUUCUACAGUGUCUAACGAUGAGACACUGUCGCUUGCCAGCGUUACACCCAGCAACUCAAAGACAUCGACAACGGCUCAAUUCAAAGAGUUUGCGAUACCUUGGACAAAGGUACCUAAUGACAUUAUGAAGCUGUUGCGCGGUAAGACCAGUUUGGGCAAGCGUCUCAAUACGCUGGCCAAUCUGCUGGUAGAUGCACUGAGAGAGCGUUCCGCUCACAUACCUAUACGCGUAUUUCGUGAGGUUGCCCAGCAGGCGGCGCAGAAGUACCCGGACUCGUUACUGGAAAAAGAUCGUGAGGGUCAACAGAUUGCUACUUCGCCACAAGCGCUCAUCUCAAAGAUGAUCAAUCGUAACAAUGCGCUCAAUCGUCCACAAAAGCGUGCGAGCUCUGGCAGCUCUGACAUACACAUCAGCAACAGCAGUAAGAAACGCAAAUCUACCAAUGCAGGAGGCGGAGGAAGUGGAUUGGCGUCCAAUGGCAAUGCCAAGUCAGCUGCACUCAAUCGUGACCUGGAGGAGAAAAAGGAAUUACUCAUUGCCAGCUAUCGUGGCAGUUCCAAAGUGGAGUUGGCCACCAUUGCCGAAUAUAUGAAGGAAUGUUUUCCAUUGCAGCGUGCAUUCUUCAACAAUAGCGAAAAGAUACCCGAUAUUACGGCUAUCAAGGCCAACUGGCCGUAUAUUUUUAACAAAGAGCAAUUGUAUCAGCAUUUUGAGUUGCUUAUGUCAAUUGAUCCUCGUUUGUUGGAGCAACGUUUUGCGAGUGAACGGGAGCGCAUCUUUAAGUUUUUUAAGACGUCCAAAAAUAAGAAAGUCAAUGCACUGGAGGAGAAUAAUGCGAAUCUGGUGCGUGGUUUGGCCUAUCAUUUCAAUGAGGAUCCCGAUUACAUAUUCAAGCACUUCGAAAAUGGACCCUUGCCCAAGGAUGUGCUGCAGCACAUCAAUCCAACCAAUGCACCCUGGGUGGCUCUAGUCAAUACACCAGCUGCUGCUGGAGGCACUUCAGAGGCAACCUCAGAGGCAAUGGUGUACAUUGAGGGGCAAAUAAUGAGUACAUUUGCUGCCACAGAUGCCGAUUUACCCGACAUCAUUGCGCAAUUGCUCUGCUACUAUUAUACCUUCAACAUGAUGUACCCCAAGGAAGCCAAUCAAACACUCGAAUUUAUUGUCGUCUAUUUUGUGCAGCAUGCGCCGGAACAGGCGCGUAACUCCAAAAAGAGCAUCACAUCCAACAGUAAAUUCAAUCAACUAAUUGCCAAACUGGCCAAUGCGAAUGGUUGAGACCAGACACCAGUCUAAUUCUCAUCUAACUGCAUCGUAUCGAAUCAAUCGUCGUCUCUAAUAACAAAAUACUGUUUUUAGUUUACAAUAUUUAUUAUUUUUGCAAAGAGAAAAACAAUUUCACUUAUACUCUCCCCCUAUGUCUAAGUUCUGAUUUACAUUAAAGUGUGUAGUACUUAUA
Drosophila nasuta is the source of this 2204-nucleotide messenger RNA. RefSeq lists its product as uncharacterized. The record is from RefSeq and is a predicted model, not a curated record. The coding region runs from base 146 to 2023 and encodes 625 amino acids. The transcript is spliced from 4 exons. Lineage: Eukaryota; Metazoa; Arthropoda; Insecta; Diptera; Drosophilidae.